Messenger RNA from Cyclocybe aegerita, 828 nucleotides. The record is from the annotation of a GenBank genome assembly. NCBI's taxonomy places the organism in Eukaryota, Fungi, Basidiomycota, Agaricomycetes, Agaricales, Hemipholiotaceae.
AUGACGAACCAACCACAGACCCUCAACUCGAACAUGAUUCUCCCUCAACUCAACGCAGAUGACUCCCUCGAAGGUUGGCCCGCCUCUCUAAAGGACCUCUACACCUUCGACCCUUCAACAAGCACCUGGGUACCCCGUACGCCCACAACGCACCCGCUAAUCGACCCGGUACCCGUAAACUCCUUGGCCGUCGCGACAUGGAACGUCAACUUCAUGCCAGCUUAUGAGCGGUCGCGUCUCAGGGCUGCUCUGGAUCAUCUGCAGACGCUCAUCUCCCCGCUCGCUGUGCCGUGCAUGGUGCUCAUACAGGAGAUGCAUUUUAAUUGCUUCAGCGCGCUCCUCCAGCAUCCCUGGGUUAGGGAGCAGUAUGAUCUGACGGACGUGUCGCCACGCACAUGGGAGAACUUUGGGUCCAAUUACGGGACUGUUACGCUCGUACCGCGCGCGUGGGCUGGGAACACGGUAUCGGUGUUCAGGACGAAGUUUAAAGGGAGCAGGAUGAGCAGGGAGGCGCUUUUCGUUGAUUUGGUCGUUCCUGUAGAAGACACCGGCGCCCUUGUGCAGCCCGAAGAACCAGAGCCCGAACCGAAGAUCAUCCGUAUCGCCAACGUCCACCUCGAAUCGCUCCGUGGCCAGGGAGACCCCGCGCGCAUCAGGCAGCUCAAAUCCGUCGCAGCCUUCCUCUCUGCACCGAAGAUAUAUGCUGGGCUGGUGGGAGGCGAUAUGAACCCCAUCGCGCCGACUGACGCUCGUUUACGGAGCGAUUUGGUCUUCGGGAUGCCUGGAUUGAGUGCCAUGAGCCCGUGUCUACGUCGAAAACAGAAGUAG